Molecule: messenger RNA, 3287 nt
Organism: Salvelinus fontinalis (brook trout)
Lineage: Eukaryota; Metazoa; Chordata; Actinopteri; Salmoniformes; Salmonidae
Gene: c7b
Product: complement component 7b
Exons: 17
Coding region: 287-2752 (821 amino acids)
Biological process (GO): immune response
Cellular component (GO): membrane attack complex
Molecular function (GO): protein binding
Source: RefSeq, a predicted model, not a curated record
UGCUACAAAUGAAUAAAAGCCCAUGGCAAAAUGGAUAGAAAUAUACUGAUUAGGUUUGUUGCUGGCACAGGGCUACAAGGCCCCCAUUAAUUACGCAUCAAGCAAGGGAGGGGGAAAUGGGUCCUUAUUGUUGUCUGGCUGCGGGAAAGAACAUGAGUGUUUCUCCAGUGUGGAAUGUCCUGAACUCUGGGUGCUGUUGAGUAAGCUCUCUCUUCACUGGCUAUAUGAGCUGGGCUCACUGUGCUGGGCCAAAGGAAAAGACCUGUCUGUCUCUGUGGUGUGCAUUAUGAAGCUGAACUUGGAUGUAACUCUGUCCUGUCUGACUCUGUUACUCUCCCUUCUCCCUCACAUUUGCUGUGAGCGCCCUGUGAACUGCAGAUGGGGACUUUAUGGGGAAUGGUCUGAAUGCGAUGGCUGCACAAAAACACAGGUCCGCACACGGACUGUUGAAGUGUUUGCCCAGUAUCAGGGCAGUCCAUGCUCUGGGGAGGCUUCUCAGAGUCAAGAGUGUGUCCCCAAGAAAGGAUGUCCCUUGGGCAUAGGCUGUGGAGAAAGGUUCCGCUGUUCCGCAGGUUCUUUUUCAAAUCCACAUGAAACCAGACAGUGUGUGAGCCUCUCUCUGGUAUGUAACGGAGACCAGGACUGUGAGGAGGGCGGGACAGACGAGAGACACUGUGAUGCUGACAACAGCCACUAUGUGUGUGACCUGGACAAGACUCCUCCCAACUCUGACCACACUGGCAAAGGGUAUGAUGUGCUGACAGGGAAGUUCAGGUCUGGUGUCAUUAACACACUAAGCUUCGGAGGGCAGUGCAGGAAGGUUUUCAGUGGAGACCACAAGACCUUCUACAGAUUGCCUCAGAGUAUCCUCAGGUACACCUUCCAGGUGGUGGUUGAGAAUGACUUCACCGAUGAGGCCUAUGAGAGCUCCUGGUCCUACAUGAAGCACAUCCAGGACAAUGCCUUAUGGGGACAUGAUCGCCGCACUUUUCACACAGAGCUCAACAAAGACAAGUCUCACAGGCUGCUGAUCAUAAAGAAUCAGGUGGAGCUAGCCCAGUUCCAGAACACCGUGCCCCAGUACGUCACUCUGGCUGAGGGCUUCUGGAAGGCGCUGUCCUCCCUCCCAACCACGUACAGUUACUCAGCCUACCGCUCCCUCCUGCAGACCUAUGGCACCCACUACUUGUCAGAGGGGGCCCUGGGGGGCCAGUACCAGGCCCUGCUGGAGUUUGACAACGAGGCCCUCAAAGAGACCAGCACAACAGAUACAGAGUACCAACGGUGUGUUACAAAGAAGAAGCGCCGCUUGUUCAGGAAAAAGGUCAAAACCACAUGUGAGAAACUGGUGGACUCUCUCAAGACCUCUAAAGAGUAUAACAACAACAAGCUGCCUAUUAAGACCAAUGUCAUCGGUGGAGACACAUCCUUCAUAGCUGGCCUGAGUGUCCUGGACCUGGAGAACCCUGAGGCCAAUGGACAAAUGUAUGACAAGUGGGCCCGCUCUGUCAAGGACUUCCCUCAGGUCAUCAACAUGAAGCUGCGGCCUCUGUAUGAGCUGGUGAAGGAGGUGCAGUGUGCCGGGCUGAGGAAGCUCCAUCUGAAGAGAGCUACAGAGGAGUACCUGGCAGAGGAGCAUCCCUGCCACUGCCGGCCCUGCCACAACAACGGGCAGCCCCUGCUGACUGGCACAGAGUGUAAAUGUGUCUGCAGGCCUGGUACCUCGGGUCCUGCCUGUGAAAGUGGCACUGUUAUAGGGGAGCAGCCAGGGGUGAUCCAUGGGAGCUGGAGCUGCUGGUCGUCAUGGGGAUCUUGUUCUCAAAGUCAAAUGUCAAGGUCUAGGACCUGCACUAACCCUGCUCCCCGGCGAGGGGGCCUCCAUUGUGUGGGGCUGCCCACAGAACAUACUUCCUGUGAAGAGCCAGACCUACAACAUUUACAGAUGAUGGAGCCUCAGUGUUUUGGUCUCUCUAUAAGUCCACCAAAGGCAUGUAGAGCCCCGCCAGCCCUGAGGAAUGGCUUUGUCCUGAGCCCCAGAGAUGUAUACCUUGUAGGCAGUAAGAUUGAGUACUCCUGCAUAGAGGGCCACUACAUCACUGGAGAAACUGUGGCUGAGUGCACUGACAACAACAGCUGGACCAGAGGACCAUUGGAGUGCAAGAGUGCAACAUGUGAUGUUCCGUCCCUUGAGAAUGAUGUCACAGGCACGCCUUGGAAAGUGAUCUAUCAAAUUGGGGACAGUGUGUCCCUGUCCUGUCCUGUGGGGAUGAUGAGAGAGGGCAUGGCAGAGAUCAUCUGCAGCUCCAGUCUGCAGUGGUCUCCAUCCCCAGACAGCAUAAGGUGCAGAGAAGUGCCAAAGGGCCCCACCCCUCCACUUGGCUUAAACUGCAAACUAUGGGAAACACCAGGAAAGAGUCAGUGUGUGUGUAAGCUUCCAUACCAAUGCCAGCCAUCCCUGCAGUUAUGUGCCACCCUCCACACAGGCAGAACAAGUAAAUUGGGCAUGUGUCAACUUGGAGCUCUGCAGUGUCUGGGGCGGAGCUUCAAGCUGGUGAAGGACAGUGAUUGUGAUUGGUCGGAUCAGGGGCUCACUUCCUGCCAGGAGGAGUGCUUUGACACGUCUGUCCAGCUCUGUGUCAAACUACCAGACAGUGCUGUUGCUGUGACAAUGUCAGAAUGUGAGGUGGGGGCUCGGAGGUGCCAGGGGGAGCAGUUUGAUGUGGUCAGCAUCAAGGCCUGUUCUGCACUUUAAAGCAUGAUUCUUAAUCCAUAAUUGUAAUGUUGUUUUUUACAUAGAAGAGAGUAGUCCCUUAUAUUCUAAUAAAGUGUGCAUCAAGGUAGAGCUAUCCAUUUUCUACUCUACAUGGUAAUGGAGAGAACUAUGCCACGAAGCUUUUGACUUCAGACAACUUUUUUGAACUUCCUUUAUUGGUUGAAAUUUGGCCAUAGAAUCAAUGAACGAAAAACACGUAUUUUCAAUGUCUGUAAAUGACACCUUGUCAACUUCUGUAAAAUAUGUAUUUUAUCUUUCAUUCAGCACCUAAAAUGCACCUGAUUUCAAUGUCUGGAUAGUACGUAUUUUCAAUGUCCGGAAAAUACGUAUUUUUGACGUCCGUAUAAGAUGUAUUAUAACCUUUCAUUCAGUACCGGAAAUGCACAUUAUGUCAUGUCUGGAAAAUAUGUCUAAAAGAUGACUGGGAUUGUUGCAAGUUGUAAAUAAAAGAGCAUUAGACAAAAAAGGUUACAUUUUUGUUAAUUUCAAUUAAACGCUACGUUGUGACACAAUA